Prorocentrum cordatum is the source of this 2035-nucleotide messenger RNA. The record is from the annotation of a GenBank genome assembly. Lineage: Eukaryota; Dinophyceae; Prorocentrales; Prorocentraceae.
AAGUCCGUAGCUAUCGCGUUUCAGGCCUCGAAGUUUUCAGAAUCUUCGGCUGUCUUCCACACUCACAAUCUAGACAAGCGAUGGCGGCACCCGCGAAUGGGAAACUGCACUGGGCGCUCGCGGCCUCUGGGCUGGGAAACCUCGCCCUCGCCGGCCUGCUUCUGCCCUGGAAGCGGAAGGCCACACGGAGGAGGCCACCCGCGAGGCCGCGGCGCCAGUGCCCGACCUCCGGCCGCCUGGCCGCGUCCAUCUUCGUAAUGCUGCAGCUGGACUGGAUGUCCGACGAUGGCAUGUCCCUGCGGGACGAGGCCUCGCUGCGGCUGCAGCUCUCGAAGCUCAAGACGGCCGGCGUGCGCGGGGUCAUGGCCGACGUGUGGUGGGGGCUCUGCGAGCCGCAGCCCCGGCAGUACCGCUUCGGCGCCGUGAAGGGGCUCUGCGGCCUGCUGCGCUCCGUGGGGCUCGAGCUUCAGGCCGUGAUGUCCUUCCACAUGUGCGGCGGCAACGUCGGCGACGCCGUGACCGUGCCGCUCCCGUCGUGGGCACUGGGGCCCGCGCGGGAGCGGGGGCUGCUGUACCAGGGGGAGCACGGCGUCGUGUCGGAGGACUGCCUCUCGCUCUCGGCCGACGAGGAGGCCAUCUUUGACGACGGGGCGGGGCAGAAGCGCACGGCCCUGCGUUGCUACCGCGACUUCAUCGCCGCCUUCGCCGGCGCGUGCGGGGACCAUUUGGGUUCGACGGUGGGCGAGCUGCAGGUCGGCCUUGGGCCCUGCGGCGAGCUGCGCUACCCUUCAUACAUGCUCUCAAAGGGCUGGGAGUACCCCGGCGUAGGCCUCGUCAUGGCGUACGACAAGGGCAUGGUCAAGAUGCUGGAGAAGGCGACGAAGGUGAAGCGGCCUCCGCAGGGGCUGCCGAAGGACCAAAAUGCGGGCCCAGACGCUUGUGAAUUUUUUAAGGCGGCGCCCCAGCACGCGCCGCCUGGCCAGGCAACUGAGGCUUUCGCCAAGGGGGAGGGCAGGGCCUUCCUGGAGUGGUACACGAAGGUGCUACUCGAUCACGGGGCCGCGGUGAUGAGGGAGGCUGUAGCGGCGCUGCAGCAGGUGGGACCCGUGGACCCCCAGAAGCUGUGCCUUUCCGCGAAGGUUUCGGGCAUCCACUGGUACUGUCUGCACCCCUCCCGCGCCGCGGAGGCGUGCGCCGGGUACAACAACGCCUAUGGGGCAGACGCCUAUUUCGACAUCGCCCAGAUGCUUUCCUCCGUGGCCGCCCAAGCCGGCCGCCCCGUCCUGUUCAAUUUCACGUGCUUGGAGAUGAACAACUGGAACGUGGGCAUGCCACACACACUCUCCGCCCCGGAGGACCUGAUAGCACAGGUGCGGCGCGCCUGCGUGGCACACAACGUCCCCCUCUCCGGUGAGAACGCCCUCGAAUUCAAUCUGGCAGAUGGCGAUUGGGCGUUCGACCAGAUGAAGAAGCAGCUCCGGGGAUGGUCGGCAGGUCGCGAUGCCAUGCACGGGCUCACCAUCCUUCGGCUGAAGGAAGAGUUUGUCUCAGAGGCCAGCCUCAAGGCGCUGCGGGAGUUCGUGGUCUCUUUUCCUGCAUGAGCAGCUAGAGCCAGAGCUGAGGUGACCAGCGCCCGUGAAUUCAUUCUCCCCUUCUUCCGCUCGUGUGGCCACAAUCAGAUGGUGCACUGAGCACGCAAUUCGCAGGUCUUCAGAUACCUGCCAGUCGCACUGUGCAGGGUGUAGGACGCGUGCGGGUUGGCCCCCGUUGUGCGCAGUGUGCAAGCCGGAUCUAUUGCCGGAGGUGGCCCGGCGUAAUACAGGUGAUCGGAACACAUCUUGCUCGACCAUGGCUCGGAACCAACAGUCAUCCUGGACGCUGUGGUACUUCUUCUCGUGCUUUGUUUGGGGUGCCAACGGGCUCGGGCGACUGGCUUCAAGACUCAGAGGUGAUCUCUGCACGACUAGGUAAUGGCCAGCUUGGCUUCCAAACUGUAAUUUCGUGCACUAACAGUGCAAGCAGUGCACCAUGCGUA